AUGGCGGCCGGUAGUGAAGCUCUUCGCAUGGAUCGCGACGACUUGACCCCGACUAGACUCCCCAUGAGCGCGAGCGCACCUUCUGUGAACUACAGCGCCGCCGCCUCCCACGACCCUUCUCUGGACCCGACCAUCAAAGCUUUGCUUGACCAGCAGGCUGAGAUCCAGGCUCGGCUCGCCCAGCUGCUCCCGGAGAAGUAUGGGCCAAACACGAAGGUUGAGCUCGAUAAUUUGCGCCACAAGCUCCGGGUCUUACGCACUUAUGCGGCCGAUAACCAUCUUUUCGACAGAACUCCAGUGCUUUCCGAGAUCGAGGAAGCUAGAUACCUCCAGUAUCAAUGCGAAUGCAUCGAGGCAGCUUGCCUGGAGCACGGCCUAGACUUGAACGAUCCGAGAGCUCUUGACGGCUUGAAGCGGCUGCUGGAGGACGAUGCGCCUGUUGGCUUCGCCGCAUGGUUCGAUAGGAAUCUGUCACAAUUCGAUCCUAUUGUGCGCAGUUGGCGACGGAGAGGGAGUCUGUCGCCUGGUGUCAGGGAUCAGUAUUCUUACAAAUGCUGGGAUGAUCAAUGCGUGCACUACAUCUAUGGUUUCAGCAACAGAGAAGAUCGAGACCGGCACACUCGCGAACAUGCCUUUCUCGCCAAGAGAGACUCGGGUCUCUCCGUUGGAAGCACGCCUCCUUUACACUACUCGGACCAAUCAGCCGCGCGCUCAUUCCAUGACCCGCCGUCCUCGAACUCGCCCGGUGUGCCUCAUCGCUCCGGCAGCACCCUCCAUCUCGCUCCGAUAAAUACUGGGCUCAACCAGUCGAGAGACCACAGAGACUCGCUGAGAUCAUACUCGUUUGUUUCCGACCAAGCAAGUCACCAAGCACGAGGUUCGGUUGAUUCUGAGGUUGACCCUCUCCUGCCGCCUCUCAAGAGGAGUCGUGUUGGCCAGUCGAAGUUGGAAUCUAUCGAGGAGCUGAAGCUUGUGCGCGACAUAGGACAGUGUCUCCGUUGCAGGGUCAUGAACCACGAGUGUGACUCGAACGACCCAUGCUCGGCCUGUCCCGACCAGACCAAUCUAGGCAGCGAGCACGACUUUUGGAGAACGCUAGGAUGUCAUCGAGGACCGCUGGGCAACUUUACGGAGAUUAUGCUUCCAGCUUCCAUAUCGCCGCGACAGAGCCAAACACCUAUGGCGUCACCUUUGGCGCAGCGUCGCAAUAUGAACGACUUCCUGGAGCGAACAUACCCGCUGAUACCAGACGUCGCUCUUAUGGUCAGAUCGAAACUUGAUUUUGAUGAUGGGUUCUGGUGGACAGAGGACCUGGCUGGCUUGCCAAUGUCGAACCCAACUCUCGCUGCCUACCCGAGAGAACCCUUUGAACGACCGCCGCCUGUGUUGAGAGUUCUGGCAUCGAGCUGGAAUACCGAAGGCACAGCAUACAACUUUUGGCAGCUCCUGAAGCUCACCGGUCUGAUAUCCGACUCGAGGGAAGCAGAGGCCGCAGCAUUCCCAACUCUGUAUCGUGCAAAGUUGCUGUUGAGAGAGGUCCUCUUUUACGACCUACAACAGCCUGAACCCACAAUACGUGCAGAGACGAGCGCAUCCGCUCCGCAGACGUUAUUCGAUGAGGUCGAUCACUACGGCAGAUUCCGCCUAGUGUACAACUGCAUGACCCAGUUCUUGCAAUCCUUUGAGAAUUCGACGGUCCGUCGAGGCGUCAUGGACCCCCGAGCCUGGCUUGCCAUGUUCUUCUCGAUGUGUAUUUUCAGUAUUGUCAAGACCAUUCUCGUCGACAUCGUGUCAUACUGUCCCAGGUCGGGUUCCCUGUCGCACUCUGGCUUCGGCCUGAGCUCUACUACAGCUGCGAUGCACAGCGUCUACAAAGCUCUUGCAACGGUAUUUGCGACUUGCUCACCUCUCCUAAUGGACGAGCCCAAUCUGCCCAUGGGGGAGGACGACCGAGAUAUCCUGAACACCGCUUCCAUGAUCAUUCGGCGCGACACAUGGCCAGAGCGAGGCUUGCAAUCAACCGGGGAUUUCUUGUUGCUCCUGGGUAACGACGAGAUUAGCGGGCUCCCAUACCAUGGUUUUAUCAGGCAAAGAAGUUCUGGGAGACUGGGCUCAUUCUCUCUGCCGUCCUUUGCGGGCCACCAACGGGACGACACUCGGAAACCACUGCCCGAGAUGCGACCCAUGACGGACCCUUGGACGCUCGCUUCGCAAACCUCCUUCUCGGACCGCGAUUCCUACGGCAUCAAGACGAGCCCAACAAGCAUGCUGACGUCUCCUCACAGCAUCGACCAUAAUGUGCACCGACGACAUACUGUUGGAGAGAGUCCGACUUUCGGCCACACUAGUGGGCGAGGUAUGACGUCUCCAAUCCCGGCCACGAGGCUGAGGCCUUCUUACCAGCGGCCACCACUUCGCCGGGUCUACUGCUCCAAGUGUAACGAGUAUCCCGAGGGAUUCCGUGGAGAGCACGAACUGCGGCGCCACACCGAUGCCAAGCACGCGGCCAUGGUCAAGAGAUGGGUGUGCACAGAGCCGCAAGAUCACCCUCCCGGUUCCCCCCUGCCUGUCAUCCCUCUUGGCAAAUGCAAGGCUUGUGUGACCAAGAAGCGAUACGGCGCUUACUACAAUGCUGCGGCACAUCUGCGCCGCGCUCACUUCAACCCGCACCGUGGGGGGAAAGCCAGUGGUGAUUGGCCGCCAAUGACCAUCCUGAAGGACUGGAUGCAGGAGGUCCGUCAGCCAGUGGAUGUCCAAGACCCCGACUCUUCAGAUGCAGAGGACGAGUCCGACUACAAACCAAUCAUGGAUCUUGUGGCCCUCCCGGACCGGCGUUCGCCCUUGUUGUCAGACGUGCCGAGGCUCGCACCAGCUCCACCACCGCAGCUGGCGUCACACUCGCUAUCUCAUCCGCCUCCUCCGCCGCCUCCUCCGCCACAAAUGCCACAGCAGGUGCACGCCCCUCCUCCAUUGAUGGCAGCACCCAUGGUCGACAUGCCCGUGCAGCAACCGCCAAUGAGCAUCCAGACACAUUCAAUGUCCCAGCCUAGUGUUACACCCUUCAGCACUGGUAACAUGAAGUCUGAAGAGAAUCAGUACUUUGACCGGAACAAGUGCCCGCACCCGGAAUGUGGCCGCUUCUUCAAAGAUCUGGCGGCACACAUGCUCACGCACAUGGAGGAGAGACCCGAGAAGUGCCCCAUCACGACCUGCGAGUAUCACACCAAAGGCUUUGCGCGCAAGUACGACAAGAACAGGCAUGCGCUCACACACUACAAGGGCACUAUGGUGUGCCCGUUCUGCCCGGGCGCUGGCUCUGCUUUUGAGAAGGCGUUCAACCGUGCGGACGUCUUCAAGAGGCACCUGACUGCGGUACACAAUGUUGAGCAGACCCCGCCCAACAGCAAGAAGAUCCUGCUCAGCCAUGCUGCACGCACCGGGGCGGCCGAUGCGCCUCAGAGCAGGAGCACGGCCAAAUGUUCCAUCUGCCACAGCCACUUCCUCACCGCGCAGGAAUUCUAUGAGCAUCUGGACGACUGCGUCCUCAAUGUUAUUGUGCCAUCGACUCCCAAGAGUGCAGGGACCAGUGGCAGCGGAGGUGGAGCGCCGAGCAUCAGGAAAGAUUCUACGUCGACUACGGCCGCCAGGACGCCGACGACGGCGGGCCUUGAGAAGGAUGAUAGACCGGCGGAGUUGCGUGAACCAUCCCAGGAAUGCAGGCCUCCAGCUACCAUCACUGUGGAAGACGCCUCUACACCGCACCUUCCACCGCCCCCUGCAAUACCAACGACGGGGGACCAAAUGGACAUGGACCCCUGA
This is a messenger RNA of Thyridium curvatum, 3819 nucleotides long. RefSeq lists its product as uncharacterized. The transcript is spliced from 4 exons. Lineage: Eukaryota; Fungi; Ascomycota; Sordariomycetes; Thyridiales; Thyridiaceae. The record is from RefSeq and is a predicted model, not a curated record. Bases 1 to 3819 code for a protein of 1272 amino acids.